Molecule: messenger RNA, 430 nt
Organism: Anneissia japonica
Lineage: Eukaryota; Metazoa; Echinodermata; Crinoidea; Comatulida; Comatulidae
Product: WSC domain-containing protein ARB_07870-like
Exons: 4
Coding region: 59-430 (123 amino acids)
Cellular component (GO): plasma membrane
Source: RefSeq, a predicted model, not a curated record
AGUACAGUUACUUUAAGCAAGAAUAUCUGACGAAACAUCUUAAAGACAAUUAUACGCAAUGCUUCAACCUGUUUCGAAACUUGUCACAUGUUGGGUUUACAGUGUAUAUUUGUUGUUUGGAAAUCCAACUUUGGCACAGUCCGGUGUGUACCAAGGGUGUUUUGCUGAUAGCCCCAAUAGAACAAUGUUAACUAGCACUACUAACAAUGACAUGACAAUAAUUUGGUGUAUACAAUAUUGUCACGAACGUCGCUACCUGUACGCUGGAUUGCAGUAUCGGUUCCAAUGUUUUUGUGGUGACGAUAAUUAUUCCAGGUUGGGUCAACGACCCGAAAGUGAAUGUGGACUGACUUGUAGCGGUAAUUCGGAAGAAAUAUGUGGCGGUAGUUGGCGAAACUCUGUCUAUACCACAGGGACCUUACGAUUAUGA